AUGGCCGGGCCGGGGCGGGUGGCCAUCAAAAGGGUGCCACGGAACCGCAUCCGGCACUGGAGCGAGCUGCCCGACGGCACCAGCGCUCCCCUGGAGGUUGUGCUGCAGGACAAGGUGUCCACAGGCUUCCCCGGUGUCAUCCAGCUGCUGGAAUGGCUUGAGCUCCCCAGCGACAUUCUGAUGGUGCUGGAGCGGCCAGAGCACUGCGGGGUCCUGCACAGAGACAUCAAACCAGAGAACAUCCUGGUUGACCUGGCCACCGGGCAGGCAAAGCUCAUCGACUUUGGCUGUGGCACCUACCUGCAAGACACAGCCUACACUCACUUUGCAGGAACACCAUCAUACAGCCCCCCGGAAUGGACCCGCUUUGGCUGGUACCAUGGCGAGCCAGCUACCAUCUGGUCCCUGGGCGUCCUGCUGCACCAGAUGGUCUGUGGGAAGAUGCCUUUCAGGAGGGGCUGGAACUUCAGCUGGGGCCAGCUCUCGCUGCCACAACGGCUCUCUCCAGAGUGCCAAAAUCUGAUCGGGUGGUGUUUAUCCAUGCACUUCUUGGACAGACCCUCAUUAGAAGAGGUGUUCUGUCAUCCUUGGAUGCAGGAUAUUCAUCUGCCAUAGAAGAAGGGAGAGAGCCACAGUCGCACUGUGAUGCAGGGCCCUGGGAAGGAGAAGGAGCUCCCAGAGAAGCUGUACCGGGUGGGGCUGCUGCUGCAGGAGACAGCGAGGAUGACAUCAAGGAUGACAACCUCUUCCUCAACCUGGCCACCAGCAGUUGAAGAGGAAGCAUUCUAGGUGGUCCAGUCUGCAUUGGGAAGUGCUUGGGAGCAGCUGUGGCGUGGAUGGGCCGUGCCCUUGGAGCAGGCUGAGGACAUUGUUUGGGACCAGCUUUUCUUCCAGCCGUGGAUGGCGUGAG
Passer domesticus (house sparrow) is the source of this 910-nucleotide messenger RNA. Its product is annotated as serine/threonine-protein kinase pim-1-like. The record is from RefSeq and is a predicted model, not a curated record. The coding region runs from base 1 to 615 and encodes 204 amino acids. The transcript has 8 exons. Gene Ontology annotation, molecular function: protein serine/threonine kinase activity; ATP binding. Lineage: Eukaryota; Metazoa; Chordata; Aves; Passeriformes; Passeridae. Gene Ontology annotation, biological process: regulation of mitotic cell cycle; negative regulation of apoptotic process; protein autophosphorylation. Gene Ontology annotation, cellular component: cytoplasm.